Molecule: messenger RNA, 771 nt
Organism: Rhagoletis pomonella (apple maggot)
Lineage: Eukaryota; Metazoa; Arthropoda; Insecta; Diptera; Tephritidae
Product: autophagy-related protein 36-like
Exons: 1
Coding region: 1-771 (256 amino acids)
Molecular function (GO): zinc ion binding
Source: RefSeq, a predicted model, not a curated record
AUGUCUGUUCGUCAAAGCAUAGAUAGUUUAUCCCUAUUAUGUUUGAUAUGUCAGGAGAAUAUAUCUGAUAAGGAUGACGUUUUGCGGACAGCAUGUGCGCACCUGUUUCAUCGCAACUGUCUGUUAAAUUGGCUAAAGAGGAAUACCUCAUGCCCUCAAUGCAGAGCGACAUGUAGUAGUAAAGAGUUGACUCAUAAGACUAGCGGGGUUAAAACUAGAUCUCAAACAGCCUUAGCGACUGACGAAAGUGAAUCUUCUACUUCGCAGGCUGCGCGUAGUAAUAUUAACAAUCCACCAAUGCAAGAAGUUCCAAAUAAUAUGGCGAACCUAAGCAAUGCUCAGUCCACACCUCAGAACCAUAAUGAGGAGGGGCGUAUACGUAAUAUUGUUUCAGCAAUCAUAUCAGCUAGACAAGCUACCAUGUUUGAAAGCUUGGAAAAUCGUUCUAUCCAAAUAGUUGAUCAAAGGCUGGAAAAUUCUAUGUUAAAUGCACUAAGUAGACUUAACAUAAACCCGGCUCAGGCACAAGAAAGUGUCAAUCGAAAUGAUACUUGCCAUAAUCAUAAUAAUCGAACACAACCAAUUAGUAACGCGCCAAUAGGUUCAGAAAGUUUAAAUCCCAACGCACAAUUUCAGAGACAGCUCGAUAAUAUCAGAUUUAGUGAUAUUAUUCCGACUUCCCACUCGAAUAAAUUCGCGCACUUGAUUGCAAGUUGGGAUAGCAAAUUUGAUGCCACCCCUCGUCGGUUGACAAUUUUAUAUAUCGAAUAG